AUGUUGUCAACAAAGGAAGACCAGUACCAAUGGAAACUUAAAGAAGAAGAAAUUCAAAAAACAAAAGAUGAAAUUGGUACACGACGUAAAGAACUAGAAGCUUUGAAUACGGCAUUAUCCUUAAUGCCAGCACGUUCUCUUUUUAUUUCAUCAUCAUCAUCAUCAUCAUCAUCAUCGACAAUAUCUAAAUUAAACAAUGAUAAUCAAUAUUCACCAUUUGGUGAAUUAUUAUUCAGUUGCAAGUUAAAAGGGCAAGAAUCUUCUCCUUUUUUUAUUUCUCGCGUUAAUCAUAAUCAUGACUCAUUGAAUCAUUCAAAGUUUUUUGACUGGGAUAUUCGUCUUACAGCAUUUCUUGUAUUUUGCAUUGAUAAUGUCUCAAUUAUUGACAAUAACAAUAUGAAUUUAAUUACCUAUCUUAUUUAUCAACAAUACCAAAAUUACAAUGGACAAACACGUUAUGCAUCUAUUGGAUUUACUACUCUUCAUCUUUAUUAUGCUUAUCCAGAUAAAAAACGAGCAAGAAUAAGUCAUAUAAUAGUUUUACCCCCAUAUCAACGAAAAGCUGAAAAUCCAACAAACGGAUUUAUUGCAUUACGUGAUCUCGUUUUACUUGAACUAUGUCAUAACCUUUUACCUGAUUUAUUUUCAAAGGAGUCGAUAAUUAAAAUCACUCGAUUAACACAAGAAAUGAUUAAUCAAGCGCGAGAUGUUUGUAAAUUAGCAAAGCAACAAACACGACGUGUUCAUGAAAUAUGUCUUCUUCAAUCAAUUAAUGGCGACGAUAAAGAGCAAAUGAAACAGUUUCGUUUAAUUGUUAAACGACGUCUUUUUGUAUCAUUACAAAUAAAAUAUUUCUUUCAACUUCGUUAA
Rotaria socialis is the source of this 870-nucleotide messenger RNA. The record is from the annotation of a GenBank genome assembly. Lineage: Eukaryota; Metazoa; Rotifera; Eurotatoria; Philodinida; Philodinidae.